Molecule: messenger RNA, 2065 nt
Organism: Pundamilia nyererei
Lineage: Eukaryota; Metazoa; Chordata; Actinopteri; Cichliformes; Cichlidae
Gene: cmah
Product: cytidine monophospho-N-acetylneuraminic acid hydroxylase
Exons: 15
Coding region: 49-1821 (590 amino acids)
Biological process (GO): CMP-N-acetylneuraminate metabolic process
Cellular component (GO): cytoplasm
Molecular function (GO): CMP-N-acetylneuraminate monooxygenase activity; 2 iron, 2 sulfur cluster binding
Source: RefSeq, a predicted model, not a curated record
UGUAGAGUGGAGCUUGUUGUUCGUGUCUGUGGUUGAAGAAAAUGUGCAAUGGCCUCUCAAAUAGCAAAGGUAUUGUUGUCAUUGGAUGCUGAAGCAGUUGGCUCACUCAAAGAAGGAGUGAAUUUCAAGAAAAGCACAGAGGAUGGCAAGUGUUACAUCAUAUUUAAGAGCAACAAUGACUUUAAAGCAUGCAAGAACCAGUGCAAGCAUCAAGGGGGACUGUUCAUCAAAGACAUUGAAGAUCUGGAUGGCAUGACUGUUAAAUGUACCAAACACAACUGGAAAUUAAAUGUGUCAACAAUGAAAUAUGUGAACCCACCUGACAGCUUCUUGCAGGAUGAGCUUGAGGUAUCAAUGUUGGAUGAUGGGGGGCUUCAGUUGGUGGAACUGAGCCCUGUUGAUCCCUGGAUGGCUGAUCCUCGAGAACCUCUGGAGCUCCAGAAGGGAGAAGUGAAAGUGACAUACUUCACCCAUGCCUGCAUAGAGCUACAGCUUGGCAAGAGAAGGUUCAUGUUCGACCCCUGGUUGAAGGGUCCUGCGUUUGCCAGGGGCUGGUGGCUUCUCCAUGAGCCUCCAGCAGACGCCCUGGACAGGCUUUGUGGUGCAGAUCUCAUCUACAUCAGCCAUAUGCACUCAGACCACCUCAGUUAUCCCACACUGAAAGUGUUGGCAGAAAGAAGGCCGGACAUCCCGAUAUAUGUCGGUGACACAUCCAGACCAGUGUUUUGGUAUAUAAAGGAAAGCCAAGUUAAGCUGACCAAUAUUAAAGUCCUUCCCUUUGGUGUUUGGCAAAAUAUUGAUGAUCACCUGAGAUUUAUGAUCCUGAUGGAUGGGGUACAUCCUGAAAUGGACACCUGCAUCAUUGUUGACUACAAAGGUCAUAUGAUCCUCAACACUGUGGACUGCACCAGACCGAAUGGAGGCAGGCUACCACAAAAUGUGGACGUGAUGAUGUCUGACUUUGCUGGAGGAGCUUCUGGAUUCCCAAUGACCUUCUAUGGAGGGAAAUACAGCGAUUCCUGGAAGGCAGAGUUUAUCAAGAAUGAGAGGAAGAAGCUGCUGAAUUACAAAGCUACACUGGUGAAAUCCCUGCAGCCGAGGAUCUACUGCCCAUUCGCUGGAUACUUUGUGGAGGCUCAUCCAUCAGACAGAUACAUAAAGGAUUCGAAUAUCAAAAACAGUGCAGAGGACCUCAAUGCACUCAUUAAUAAGCUUGCACCGGCAAUCAAAACUUGGACACCGCAGCCAGGUGCUGUGCUGGACCUCGGCCUCGCUCUGAGAGACCCCACCAACAGGGAGGCCAUCACCAAUCCCCCAGCUAGUGCAAAAAUCUACAAGGACAGCUGGGAGUUCGACUUGUAUGUGAAUGAGUUGAAGAGCGCCAUCAAGUCUGACAUAUUUAAGCAUCAAAACUGGAUCCAGUUUUAUUACACAUGGGCUGGCUUUCAAAACUACAACCUGGUUGUGCGGGUCAUUGAAACAGAUGACAAGUUUGAAUGCAUCACUGACGGUUAUGACUAUCUGGUGGACUUUCUGGAUCUAUCAUUCCCCACAAAAAGACCAAACAGAGAGCACUCCUACUUGGAGAUUAAAAACAGGAUUGGAGUGAUGAGGUACGUGGUGCUUCAUGGCUGUCUAUGGGAUGACCUGUACAUUGGCUUUCAGAACCGCAUCAGCCGAGACCCAGACAUCUACCACCACAAGUUCUGGAAACACUUCCAAGCAGAGCUGCCGCUUUGCAAGCCCGACUGGGAACAAUUCCAAAAGCAGGUCGUCCCCAUCAGUGAGACCGGGAUGGGAAAUAACUGUGCCUUGUCAUGAAUUUGCAUUCUGGAUUUGUGAAGAUCAAGUUACUGUUUUCUGAUUUAUAUUGUGAAAACUCAAGACCCUAUUGCUGAAAGCACCACACCACCUUCUGCUGUGCCUCUUUUGUGGUGGAAGAUUUCUUUUCUGAUUCACUGAUCACUUUAGUAAUAGUAAUAUCACUUUCUUACUAGCUGUAUGCAUGAAUGUUAUUACAAGUGGGCCUCGUGUUUAUGGCACCUUCACAGAGGGCCCAUUGUAA